Pteropus alecto (black flying fox) is the source of this 2582-nucleotide messenger RNA. RefSeq names its product ATP-binding cassette sub-family G member 2. NCBI's taxonomy places the organism in Eukaryota, Metazoa, Chordata, Mammalia, Chiroptera, Pteropodidae. Gene Ontology annotation, molecular function: ATP hydrolysis activity; ABC-type transporter activity; ATP binding. The transcript has 16 exons. Gene Ontology annotation, cellular component: plasma membrane. The coding region runs from base 271 to 2241 and encodes 656 amino acids. The record is from RefSeq and is a predicted model, not a curated record.
GCGGUGGGGGACUGCCCGCGGGGCUGCGGGUGUCGGCGGGGAAAGUCGCCUGGGGCCGAGCUUUGCGGCGCGCGCGCGCGCUCUGUCCUGAGACCGAGUCCGGAGCGCAUUGGAGGCUCGGAGAGGUGCAAAUGCUUCCUUAGGGUAUGUUCGGAAGGUCUGGCGGACUCAUCUCAGCGUUUACGCAAACGAUUGAUAGUGCUCUGCCUCCGAGCGCACGGACCCUGACAUCGGAGCCUUCGAAUCUCUGAAAAAGCAGUAACUCUCCAGAUGUCUUCGAAUAAUGACCACGUUUUCAUCCCAAUGUCACAAAGAGACACCAGUGGGCCCCCUGGGACAACCUCCAACGACCUGAAGAUGGUUACUGAAGGAGCCGUGUUAAGUUUUCAUAACAUCUGCUAUCGAGUGAAAGUGAAGAGUGGCUUUCCACUUGGUCGAAAAACAGUAGAGAAAGAAAUACUAAUGAAUAUCAAUGGGAUCAUGAGACCUGGCCUCAACGCCAUUCUGGGACCCACAGGUGGAGGCAAAUCUUCGUUGUUAGAUAUCUUAGCUGCAAGGAAAGAUCCACGAGGAUUAUCUGGAGAUGUUUUGAUAAAUGGAGCACCUCGACCUGCCAAUUUCAAAUGUAACUCAGGUUAUGUGGUACAAGAUGAUGUCGUGAUGGGAACUCUGACAGUGAGAGAAAAUUUACAGUUCUCAGCAGCUCUUCGGCUUCCAACAACUAUGACGCAACAUGAAAAAAAUGAACGAAUUAACACAGUCAUUCAAGAGUUAGGUCUGGCUAAAGUGGCAGAUUCCAAGGUUGGAACUCAGUUUAUCCGUGGUGUGUCUGGGGGAGAAAGAAAAAGGACUAGUAUUGGAAUGGAGCUUAUUAUCGAUCCAUCCAUCUUGUUCCUGGAUGAGCCCACAACAGGCCUAGACUCAAGCACAGCAAAUGCUGUCCUUUUGCUCCUGAAGAGGAUGUCUAAACAGGGCCGAACCAUCAUCUUCUCCAUUCAUCAGCCUCGUUAUUCCAUCUUCAAGUUGUUUGAUAGCCUCACCUUAUUGGCCUCAGGAAGACUAAUGUUCCAUGGGCUUGCUCAGGAGGCCUUGGGGUACUUUGCAUCCACUGGUCACCACUGUGAGCCCUAUAACAACCCUGCAGACUUCUUCCUGGAUGUGAUUAAUGGAGACUCCUCUGCUGUGGUAUUAAGCGAAGAGGACGAAGAUGGUGAAGGCAAGGAGACCGAAAAGCCUUCCAAGAGAGAUAAGCCACUCAUAGAAAAAUUAGCCGAAUUUUAUGUCAUCUCCGCCUUCUUCAGAGAAACGAAAGUUGAGUUAGAUCAACUCUCAGAGGUGCAGAAAAAGAAUAAGAACGUAGCCUUCAAGGAGAUCACCUAUGCCACCUCCUUCUGUCAUCAACUCAGGUGGAUUUCCAGACGUUCCUUCAAAAACUUACUGGGUAAUCCCCAGGCCUCUAUAGCUCAGAUCAUUGUAACAAUUUUCCUGGGACUGGUUAUAGGUGCCAUUUUCUAUGAUCUAAAAAGUGACGCUAUGGGAAUUCAGAAUAGAGCUGGGGUGCUUUUCUUCCUGACGACCAACCAGUGUUUCAGCAGUAUAUCAUCCGUAGAGCUCUUUGUGGUCGAGAAGAAGCUCUUUAUACAUGAAUAUAUCAGUGGAUACUACAGAGUGUCAUCUUAUUUCUUUGGGAAACUGUUCUCUGAUUUACUGUUCUUGAGGAUGUUACCAAGUAUUAUAUUUACUUGUAUAACAUACUUCUUGUUAGGUAAGAUGAAUUUUUUUGGAGCUUUUUUCAUCAUGAUGCUUACUCUUAUGAUGGUGGCUUAUUCAGCCAGUUCUAUGGCACUGGCCAUAGCAGCAGGUCAGAGUGUGGUAUCCAUAGCAACACUUCUCAUGACCAUCUCUUUUGUGUUUAUGAUGAUUUUUUCAGGGCUGUUGGUCAAUCUCACAACCAUCAUGCCUUGGCUCUCAUGGCUUCAGUACCUCAGCAUUCCUCGAUACGGCUAUGCGGCUUUGCAGCAUAAUGAAUUUUUGGGACAAAACUUCUGCCCAGGACUCAAUAUAACAGCAAACAACACCUGUAGCGCCGCAACAUGUACUGGAGAAGAAUUCUUGAUAAAGCAGGGCAUCGAUAUCUCGCCUUGGGGCCUGUGGAAGAAUCACGUGGCUUUGGCAUGCAUGACUGUUAUCUUCCUUACAAUUGCCUACCUAAAAUUGUUGUUUCUUAAAAAGUUUUCUUAAGUUCCUCUCUAAUUUACCUGAUCUGUCUACAUAUAAAAAGGGAGCACUUUAAGUAUUCAGUGAAGUAUUUUGUUGUCUUCUUUUCGUCUGCCAUCAGAUGUGCAGCCAGAAUUAUUUUGUACAGAAACUUUCAUAGAAAUCACAAUGCACUGAAUUAUGCAUGAAGCAUCUAAGUCAUAAAUUAGUGGUAUUAUGUACUGCUUAUUAACCAUGGAGGAGAAAUCUAGUUUAAUUGAUUUACCUAAAAAAUAAUUGAAUUCUAGAAACUUGUGACAAGUUACUAAUAAUCUCUGGUAGCAGUUUCCUCAUCUCUGAAAUGAAUAGUUGCUCUCCAGCUUCAA